Messenger RNA from Oncorhynchus tshawytscha (Chinook salmon), 2427 nucleotides. Its product is annotated as glycerophosphodiester phosphodiesterase domain-containing protein 5. NCBI's taxonomy places the organism in Eukaryota, Metazoa, Chordata, Actinopteri, Salmoniformes, Salmonidae. The record is from RefSeq and is a predicted model, not a curated record. Bases 1 to 1824 code for a protein of 607 amino acids. Gene Ontology annotation, cellular component: membrane. The transcript has 17 exons. Gene Ontology annotation, molecular function: glycerophosphodiester phosphodiesterase activity. Gene Ontology annotation, biological process: lipid metabolic process.
AUGGCUGGUGGUGGCGGGGAGAUGGAUGGUGGUCGAAAGCUGUUGCUGAAAAACUGCAAUCUGAAGCUGGGGAAGCUAAAGGUGGUGCGGCGGCAGCUGCUGCAAAGGUAUGAGCACCAGCCGUUUGUGUCAUGUCUGGCUGGUCUAUACGGCUGUCAAUGGAGACGCUACCAGAGGGCCAAGUCACAGCCCGGGGAGAGCUGCUGCAGCAGGGUGGAGUGUGGGAGCGUGGUUUUCCUGGUCCUGACCUUCCUCCUCUCCUCUCUGUUCCUCUACUUCUGGAGCCAGGCUCACAACGAUUACAAUGACUUUGACUGGUUUAAAUUUGAGACUCUGGGAUUCUGGUUCCCCUGGUCUCUGGUGCUGCUGGUUGUUGCUGCUGCUCUGUUCACCUACAUCUCUCUGCUGCUGGUACUAGCAGUGUGUUUACUGUCUGAGGGUCAGAGGUUGUACCUUCACUGGAGUCACAAGAUGGGGAUCGUGGUGACCAUGGCGUUCUCUGUCAGUGCCACGGCCGUUCUCUCUGAGGUGUGGAGUAAAGAGUGGAAGACCCUUCUCCUCUCCCUGCAGGUCACAGCCCCCUUUCUUCAGGUAGGCGGGGUUUUAUUGAUGACUCUCCUGUCCUGGCCAAUUGCGCUGCACUUUUUUCGUAUGAACAAGAGAGUGCAUCAAGUGUGUCUGUUGGGUGUGUACAUGAGUGCAUUGUUCAGUCUGUACCUGGUUCCUCUGGCCAUGUAUUCUCCCUGCAUCAGAGAAGCUGGAACCCUGGGGCCAAAACCAACACUCCUCGGACACAGAGGAGCUCCCAUGCUUGCCCCAGAGAAUACUCUAAUGUCUUUUGAGAGUGCAGUGGAGGCUGGAGUGGACGGGUUUGAGACUGACGUCACUAUAAGUGCUGAUGGCGUUCCGUUUGUGAUGCAUGACCUCACCCUGCAGAGGACCACUAACGUAGAGGAGGUGUUUCCUAACAGAACACACACACCUGCUGCCCUGUUCACCUGGUCUGAUGUACAGCAGCUCAACGCUGGGGCCUGGUUCCUCUCUUGGGAUCCGUUUGGCACGGUGUUCUCUCUGUCACCAGAGCAGCGAGAGCUAGCUGCCAAUCAGAUGGUUCCCUCCCUGGAUGAAGUUCUGGACGUAGCGAAUCGGGCGGGCAGGACAGUGCUGUUUGACCUGAGACAACCUCCUCCUGGACACCCUUACAGAGACAACUACCUCAACAUCACCCUGGACCUCAUACACACACACAUCAACUCCAGCCAGGUGCUGUGGCUGCCAUCAGAUCAGAGAUGGGAGAUACAGCAGGUGGAUCCAGAGCUGCAACAGACAGCCGGACAGACUGCCUCUAUUCAGGAACUACAGGACAACCACAUCACAACCCUCAACCUGCAUUACAGCACCAUGUCUCUGCAACACGUCAGUAAGUACAGGUCGGUGAACAUCAGUGUGAACCUGUAUGUAGUGAACCAGCCGUGGCUCUACUCUCUGGCCUGGUGCAGUGGAGCAUCCUCUGUUACCACCAACAACAUGCUGCUGAGAGAUAUACACACACCGCUGCUCCUUGUGACUCCAGAGCAGUAUAGUGUGAUAUGGAUUCUGACUGACCUGGUCUCUGCUGUUCUUAUCGUCUGUGUCUUCAUAUUCCACUGGUGGCGUGAGCGAGGCCUACAAUUCUGGUCAGGCAGUCGACAGACACACGAGACCGGGCCUUAUAGCAAGUUCAGGACUGAUCCUGUGGAGUCAGGGUGGGGUCGAUGGAAUCCCUUCCACUCAGAGUCUCCUACUAGAGCCCUCAUCUCUCUCCCUCUGGACCUCAACCCAUGAACUCAACUCAUGAACCAAUGAACCUCCCAUGAACCAUUCCCAAACCCCAAAUCUUUGGACUUCAACCCACACAUGAACCCUGCACCAACCCCUCACCUGAACUCCAACUACCACACCCCUGACCUCUAACCCUUAACCUUUGCCCAGCAGAGCUCAGCGACGUCUGGUCCAUCUCCAGUGGGAAUGUCCGAACGGAACUACGGACCCCCAGUACCCUCCACACCAUCACAGAGGAGUAACACACAUGCACACAGACACUCACCCAGUCACGCACACACAAAGUGUGACCGCACAAGAAUGAGCAUAGGGAAAUGGGAAGGAAAACAAGAGAAGAGGAUGAACUGAAUGUGUAAAAAGAGGAAGAGGCUGAUGUAAUGUGAAAGAUAAGCCAGUAUUUUGAUAAUCCUGAUUAAGACUGUUGUUCCUUUGUCCUCACUUGACCAGCUCAUUCACACCCCCUCUGGUGACCACUGGAACUGCAGAACUGAAUUGCUGAAAUAUGAAAUAUACACUGAACAAAAAAUAUAAACGCAACAUGUAAAGUGUUAGUCCCAUAUUUCAUGAGCUGAAAUAAAAAAUCCCUGAAAUGUUCUAUAUGCACAA